Messenger RNA from Meloidogyne enterolobii, 873 nucleotides. The record is from the annotation of a GenBank genome assembly. NCBI's taxonomy places the organism in Eukaryota, Metazoa, Nematoda, Chromadorea, Rhabditida, Meloidogynidae.
AUGUUUAAUAAAUUUACUUUUAAUAUUAUUUUUUGUUUUUUAUUAUUUAAUUUUGUAUUUGGACAAAGGGAUUUCCCUGCUGUUCAUCCAAGGUAUAAAGGAAUUAUUUUGUGUUACAAAAAUAUUUUUUUCAAAAAAAGAUCUUUAUUGCUUACAAGUAACAGUAAAAACGGGGAACCUUCAUUUGAACAAAGAGUUAAAGCUUUCCCUGCAAGAACAACAACAAACAAAACUCCAUUAUUUUCACGAUCAACUUUUAAAUUAUUUAAUAAUCCAACAUCAACAACAACAGGAAAACCAGCAUUUACUGGAAAACCGGGUUGUCAAGUAGAUAUUGUUCUUUUAAUUGAUAUGUCUGGAGGGGCUGUAGACAAAAGAGAAAAGUAUUUAGCUUUAGCUUCUGAUUUAGUUAGACAAUUAGAUAUUGGAGUAUAUUCGGCACAAGUUGCUUUGGUUCGUUAUUCGGGUAAAGGCAGGACAGACACAGUUUUUCGAUUAAAAAAUAGGCACAAUCAAACAUCAUUAAUUAAUGAAUUAUCACAAAUUCAAGCCUUAGGAGGGACAACACGAACAAAAGAAGCGAUGUUACACGCUAAAAGGGAAUUUGAGAAGAAAUUUGGGGGACGUGAAAAGGCUGAUAAAAUAAUGAUUGUAUUUACUGACGGAUAUAGUCAAGAUGAUCCUUCAGAUAUUGCAGCAGAUUUUAGAAAAGAAAAAAUUCAUGUAUAUGCUGUUGCUGUGGAAGAUGAGGAAUUAAAACCUAAUGAAGAGCAAUUAAAAGUUAUUGCCAGUGAUCCACAAUCUGUAGUGAUUGGAACUGCACAAUUUGCUAAUCUUAAACAAAAAGUGGCACAACCACGUUGUCGACAGUAG